This is a messenger RNA of Bubalus bubalis (water buffalo), 1436 nucleotides long. It is a transcript of the gene GET1, whose product is annotated as guided entry of tail-anchored proteins factor 1. Gene Ontology annotation, biological process: tail-anchored membrane protein insertion into ER membrane. The transcript is spliced from 5 exons. The coding region runs from base 14 to 613 and encodes 199 amino acids. NCBI's taxonomy places the organism in Eukaryota, Metazoa, Chordata, Mammalia, Artiodactyla, Bovidae. The record is from RefSeq and is a predicted model, not a curated record.
GUCGCAGUUCUCAAUGCGCACGCGCGGCCGUCGGCGUGGUCCCCAUGGAGCUGCUUUAGCGGACCCGGCGACGCCGCUAGCUUCUGAGAUGAGCGCUGUCGAGGCCGACCGCUGGGCGUGGCUGCUGGUGCUCAGCUUCGUGUUUGGGUGCAAUGUGCUCAGGAUCCUCCUCCCGUCCUUCUCCUUUUUCAUGUCCCGGGUGCUGCAGAAGGACGCAGAGCAGGAGUCCCAGAUGCGAGCCGAGAUCCAGGGCAUGAAGCAGGAGCUCUCCACUGUCAACAUGAUGGACGAGUUCGCCAGAUAUGCCAGGCUGGAGAGGAAGAUCAACAAGAUGACGGAUAAACUCAAAACUCAUGUGAAAGCACGGACAGCUCAGUUGGCCAAGAUAAAAUGGGUUAUAAGUGUUGCCUUCUACAUAUUGCAAGCCGCCCUGAUGGUCUCACUCAUCUGGAAGUAUUACUCUGUCCCUGUGGCUGUGGUGCCAAGCAAGUGGAUAACUCCCCUGGACCGCCUGGUAGCAUUUCCUACGAGAGUCGCAGGUGGUGUUGGAAUUACCUGUUGGAUUUUAGUCUGUAACAAAGUCGUGGCUAUUGUGCUUCAUCCUUUCAGCUGAAAACGAAGAUAAAUUCGACUACAGCACUUUCAAGAACAAAUUUUCACUUAGGAGGUUGCAAGUCUGACUUAUCCUUUUUUUUUAAAGAAACACAAGCCACAGAUUAGUUGUUGUUGAACAUGUUUGUUCUUGGACUUCAUGUUGAGAUUCUUAGAAGAAUCACGAUUUUCUAUACUUGUCAUGGGCCGUGAAGGUCAGUCUCACACAUGUGCACUGGCCACCAUGGCACCAGAUUUGGGACGAGAAGCGUGUGACAUUAUGGGCUACACGUUGUUACUUGUGAUCGGCACUCGUGACAUGUUUUAAAGGUCAUCUUGCCAACUGGAAAGUCAGAUUUUUCUAGUAACGUAAGUGCUUUAAAGAGUUGGAGCUAUUUUUAAUCCCGAUUACCAAGUAGCUUAAUUUUAAUACCACUACUAGAAUUUGAAAAUCUGUGUUUUAAUUUCAUGCAGUAGUACUGGGAGAGUAACACUAAUUGACAGUGCUCUUUUCUUCCUCUGUUUCAAAUGUCAUUGUUGGGCAAACCUUCAGAUACUGUCUACGUAUUUGAAGCGAAUGUUUCAUUGCUGUGCUUUAUAAAUGUAUUCUUGAACCCAUAAUGCAUUGUUUUAUGCUUAAACUGUGUGUUUUAUAAAGUAUUUCCAAUGAAGGGUAUUUUUUAAAGCAUAUAAUUUUUAUGCUCUGUAGAAUGGAAGAAAGUUAAAAAACAAGCUAGGACCCCUGAUUAAAUUACUUUGAGUGACUGCUUGUUUGCCCCAUCAAGUACAAUUCUGCUACGUAUUUUUUAAAUCACUUUUUUCUAAUUAAAAUUUUUGCAAGCGCU